UGUAAACAGAAGUUGAUUAUUUUGUUUUGCUGCGUUGAAAAAUGGAGCUGGAAAUGUGUUCCUUCGAGGCUUUCGUUAAUAGUUCUGCCAAGAAUACAGAACAUAAGGAUCUUAGCGUCAUGGAUCACCCUUCUUAUAACCAAAUACCGAAAUUCUUUGAUCCUCCACCAAAACCAGAGGAUAAAACCCGUCAGUUGCAGCGUCGAGAGGCCCAUUCCCUUUUUCUACAGGAUCAGGCGGAGGAGCUUCUCAAUGCGGAGGAUUUGAAUGAUCUGUGGAGGACCAUUGAAAUGCAUGUGACCGAAACUACUAGAUCAAAGCGGCAACUCAUCAACUUGGAUGAUUAUUUGAUAGUCGUUUCGAAAGUAAGUGCCAAGUGUCAAAAGUUAAUGACAGUGGCACUUUUUUUCGAACUGAUGCUAUCCUCUAAUUAUCCCGGCCUUUUGGAAAUCGUAUCUAUUUAUAAUCAUAUAGUACGAAGGGUUUCGGUCAUCCAAGGACACAUUGGGCUUUCUUCUUACGAUGACUUUGGACAAGGAUAUUUAAGUGAAAGUGGUCUGGAGAGCUAUAUCGCAGACAUUAUACCCAAGCUGACACAAAUCCGAGAUUCUAUGCAGCCCUCAUUCGAGAGGUUUUACGUCUGUACAGUGGUAAAGAAGUUUUUCUUCUUCCUGGACCAUCUUCAUAUGCGACGUAUACGAAUUAGGGAUAUAGUAUCCUCGGGAUUGCUAUCGCAAUUACUAGCGCUACGUGAUAAGCCAAACUACAACGAUGCAAAGGAAAACGAGACGAGAAACUGUUUUUCAAUGCCCGCUAUCUUGGGUAUUUACGAAAAGUAUCUCGAUUUAGAUAGGGAUCAUGACGGUAUGCUGAGCAAGAAGGAGCUGUCUAAAUACGGUUCUGGUAGCCUAACUUCCAUAUUUCUGGAUCGAGCAUUCGAGGUGUGUCGUACUUAUAGUGGAAAAAUGGAUUACAAAACCUUUCUAGACUUUUACUUUGCAAUGGAAAAUCGAAAAUCUCUCCCAGCCUUGCACUAUAUUUUCCGUAUCCUAGACAUAAAUCAGCAGGGAUAUUUGACAGCCCAAACCUUGCGAUAUUUCUACGCUGGCAUUGAAGCGCGCUUUAAAACUUUGAAGGCGGAGGCCGUGAAUUUUCAGGACCUCAAGGAUGAGAUAUUUGACAUGGUCAGACCCAAGGAUCCGCUUAAAAUAACCCUCAAAGAUUUAAUCAACAGCGGUCAAGGCGAGACUGUGCUCUCCAUACUAAUUGAAUUCGAUAAAUUCUUGGCCUACGAAAACCGUGAGGAGAAUCCACAGAAUGUUUAAUAACCGAAUUCCAGCCGGCAGCCACAGCAGCAACAUGCAACAUGCAACAAGCAGCAGCAACUCUCUUGCGGUGACAACAUUAAGCCAAAUUUAAUUAAAUCCCCGGACUCUGCUCCUUGCAAUUCUUUUAUACGAAGGAUUUCGAUAUGUAUUUUUAUGUCGCACAAUUGCAUGCAAAUUCAAUGUGUAAAGUCCCUCAACUAUUUCGGCUUACUCGUAUUUGUCUUUAUACACACGUAAUUGCAAAUUGCUCAUAAAUAUUUAUGCGGGCCUUUUAAUUAUGUU
Messenger RNA from Drosophila suzukii, 1610 nucleotides. RefSeq names its product serine/threonine-protein phosphatase 2A regulatory subunit B'' subunit gamma-like. Gene Ontology annotation, biological process: cortical cytoskeleton organization; regulation of dephosphorylation; positive regulation of B cell differentiation. Lineage: Eukaryota; Metazoa; Arthropoda; Insecta; Diptera; Drosophilidae. The record is from RefSeq and is a predicted model, not a curated record. Gene Ontology annotation, cellular component: spindle; centrosome.